This is a messenger RNA of Gamsiella multidivaricata, 936 nucleotides long. RefSeq lists its product as uncharacterized. NCBI's taxonomy places the organism in Eukaryota, Fungi, Mortierellomycota, Mortierellomycetes, Mortierellales, Mortierellaceae. Gene Ontology annotation, cellular component: nucleus. The record is from RefSeq and is a predicted model, not a curated record. Gene Ontology annotation, molecular function: DNA-binding transcription factor activity, RNA polymerase II-specific; RNA polymerase II cis-regulatory region sequence-specific DNA binding. The transcript has a single exon. Gene Ontology annotation, biological process: regulation of DNA-templated transcription. Bases 1 to 936 code for a protein of 311 amino acids.
AUGUCCCGCGUCCGAAACGCCAAAUCGGUUUCAAUGAAUGAAGACGGUAGCGUGGUUUCGCUGACAAAGGCCCACCGGGAGAAGGAUCUAUCCGAAGGAAGGCAGCUAGUGAUUAUGAAGAAGAUAUGGAAGGAGCAAGGCGCGCAAUCCAAGCUGGAAAAGUUGGAGAGGGAGGACGAGAAGGAGGCAUUUGAGAAAUACGAGCGCCGAAAUACCUUAUUUCAGUCGACGAGAAAGCUCAGGCGCUGGACUGAGGAGGAAAGCAAGCUUUUGAUAAAGUUAGUGCACAAGUACAGGGAAGAACCUGGGAUCUGGGGCUUGGUCGCAGGUGGUACGAUCGAAGAUGAUGACGGGAAUAUGCAGACACUGGCUAGGAUGGGGAUGUCUUGUAAACGCCAAUGGGUGUACUUGAAUCGGCCAGAGCAGAUCAAGACUGGCUAUUGGUCGGCAGACGAGAAACAGAAACUAGUAGAGGCGAUCCGCAAGCGAGUAGGAAAUGGUUUUGAGAUCACCAUCGAUGUCCUUCGAACCCCAGGGACGACCACAGCAGCAAAGGCGAACAAGGCCAAGCGAGAGCAGGACAAAAGCACAGCGACAACAGCAUCAACGGCGAAUUCGACUACGGCGAUAGGAGCGGACGCCUUAGAGCGGGGUAAACAGAAACUGCUGAAAAUGGGUGGACCAGAGCUCUCGUCAUUGAACUGGCUCGACAUUGCGGCGGAGGUGGGCACUCGGGAUGGACUGCAGUGCCGGAAUCAUUUCUAUGCCAACAUGCAUAAUGGUCGACGCGGACAUUGGACUGAGGAGGAGCGGAGGUUGUUCAAGGAGGCUUACAAGAAGUACGGGAACCAGUGGAGGGCCAUUGCGACCCAUGUGGGCACGCGCUCAUCCGCCCAGGCAAAGUACGCUUACCAGACUAUCAUGGGGAAGGAAUAA